AUGAGUAAAGACUUACGCACCCCAAGGGCCACUCCAGCUCUGAGAGCGACAAUUAAGCGGAAACCGGAUGUUAUCGAUCUCGAAUCGUAUAAAGAGAGAGCUGUCAAGAAGCCAUUUAUACCGGUAACCAAGUCGCCGGCUCAGCGAGAAGAAGACAUGCUCUUCCAGAUCUCGGUCACGGUGAACUCCAAUAUCGAUGUAUUCCCCCAAAAGCUGCGUGAGGCCCUCCAGAAGUCCUACCAAACCGCGUGCUACACGCACAUGUUCGCGCUCCAGGCUGGCACGGCACCCAAACAUCAUCAGAUUUAUAACAUUGUCAAAGGAGAGCGCACCCGCUCGGAGUCACUUACUUUCACCAACACGAUCGUCCAGCACAACAUCUUCGAUCUGGGAAUGGCCAACAUCAGACUAUUAGAGAUUCUCACUGAUGCUUCAAGGGACAAGCUCGAAAAAAGGACGUUCGUGGAGCUAGAGACGGAGAGCGGCUUACUGAAUCCGGAAUUCAUUGAGCUUCAUUCUGUAAGGCAUAGAGAAAUCGGGUGUGGAUUCGAUGCAGAUGGGUGCUUAUCCCUGUACGGCACUUUUAUUGUAGAGAAAAAGCUUAAAGAAAAGGUCUAG
Molecule: messenger RNA, 618 nt
Organism: Alternaria arborescens
Lineage: Eukaryota; Fungi; Ascomycota; Dothideomycetes; Pleosporales; Pleosporaceae
Exons: 2
Coding region: 1-618 (205 amino acids)
Source: RefSeq, a predicted model, not a curated record